Molecule: messenger RNA, 684 nt
Organism: Esox lucius (northern pike)
Lineage: Eukaryota; Metazoa; Chordata; Actinopteri; Esociformes; Esocidae
Product: OX-2 membrane glycoprotein-like
Exons: 4
Coding region: 1-684 (227 amino acids)
Molecular function (GO): cell-cell adhesion mediator activity
Source: RefSeq, a predicted model, not a curated record
AUGACUCUAGCACAGUACACCAUGACUCUAACACAUAACUACCUGUUCAAUCUGCUAAUAAUCAUCACUAAAGGUCUCUCUCAGUUGAUAAAAACCCAGCAGGUUGUCAUAGUAACACUGGGAGGAGAUGCUCACUUCAGCUGCAGACUCAUGGAACCCAGAGACGUCCUGCAAGUCACCUGGCAAAAGGAGACACCAGGAGGGACUGAAAAUGUGGCCUCCUACAACAAACGUUUUGGUCCAACAGUAAACCCACCUUUUAAUAGGAAAGUGGCGUUUCUAAAUGUGGGACUGCAGAACUGCUCUAUCAUCAUCAGAGGAGUAUCAAGAGAAGAUGAGAGCUGCUACAAGUGUCUGUUUAAUACUUACCCAGAUGGAGCUAUCAGUGGAAGGACCUGCCUUCAAACUAUUGAGCUGUACAGACCCACACUCAUAGUGACACGAACCACUGAUACUCAUCCCCUGUUUUCUGGGUUAACUCUCUCCUGCUCUGCCACGGGACGACCUGCUCCAAUAGUGGACUGGGAUGAAACCAUAAAAUUUUAUUUAGAAAACUCUACAACGGUCAAUUUCACCCAUCCCAAUGGAACUGUUACUGUCACAAUAACUUCCAUGGUGGCAGUUCCCAAUCUACCUGAAAAUAUCACCAUGGUUCGGUCCAACUACACCUCCAGUCUCCAAUGA